Conger conger (European conger) is the source of this 1389-nucleotide messenger RNA. Its product is annotated as serine/threonine-protein kinase NIM1. Gene Ontology annotation, molecular function: tau-protein kinase activity; protein serine/threonine kinase activity; ATP binding. The transcript has 3 exons. The record is from RefSeq and is a predicted model, not a curated record. Gene Ontology annotation, cellular component: cytoplasm. NCBI's taxonomy places the organism in Eukaryota, Metazoa, Chordata, Actinopteri, Anguilliformes, Congridae. Bases 1 to 1389 code for a protein of 462 amino acids. Gene Ontology annotation, biological process: microtubule cytoskeleton organization; intracellular signal transduction; protein phosphorylation.
AUGCGUGUGAUCCGGGGCUUUGAGAUGUUCUCUCUCUCUCCCGCGGUGCUCCCCGCAGCCUCAGGGGGCGCAGGCCAGCCGCCGUGGCCGAAGCACAGGGAGGAGAGGAAGACGAAGGUGAGCGAGGCGGCCGGCAGGGAGAGGAAGGAGACGGGGAAGGAGGCCGUCCCAACGCUGCCUGCGCCGGAGAUGCCGUCGAGAUGCUCCCCCUUCGAGAGGGGCGCCUUCGAGCUGGCGCACAACGAGACCGUGGCCAACGAGGUGGCGCUGGGCCGGCGGGUGGGCUUCUACGAGCUCCGCGGGGAGAUAGGCCGAGGAAACUUCUCCACCGUCAGGCUGGGGGUCCACACCCUCACCAAAGAGAGGGUCGCAGUCAAGAUCCUUGAUAAAAUUCGCCUGGAUAAGAAGGCACAGGCCCUCUUUACCUCUGAGAUCUCCUGCAUGGAGAAGCUGUCCCACCCUAACAUCGUGCGCCUCUACGAGGUGCUGGAAACGGUUAAGCACCUGCAUCUCGCCAUGGAGUACGGCAGCGGCGGGGAUCUCUACUACCGCAUCACCACCAGGGGGAGCCUGUCUGACCUGGAGAGCAAGCUCAUCUUUGGCCAGAUUAUAUCUGCUGUAAAGUACAUGCACGACAACAACAUAGUUCACCGAGACCUGAAGGCGGAGAACAUCUUUUACACCACCAGCUACUGCAUCAAAGUGGGCGACUUUGGCUUCAGCACCGCGAGCGGGCCGAACGAGGUCCUCGCCACCUUCUGCGGCUCCCCGCCCUACGCUGCGCCCGAGCUCUUCCAGAACAAAGGCUACGCGGGCCGCUGCGUGGACGUCUGGGCGCUGGGCGUGCUGCUGUACUUCAUGGUGACGGCCCACAUGCCCUUCUCCGCCGACAGCAUGACCAAGCUGAAGCGCUGCAUCUCGCAGGGGGCCUACAGCCUCCCGGCCCACCUGCCCGAGCCCUGCCAGCAGGUCCUCCGCGGCCUGCUGACGCCCGCGCCCCAGGAGCGGCCCUCCGUAGCCCAGGUCGCCGCCAGCCCGUGGCUCAGAGGGGUGGAGUCCCCCGAGCCGCACCGCGCCCUGAGCCCGACCCCCGUGCGCCUCGCCCGCCCCGCGCGGCCUCUCUGCCCGGAGGAGCGCGAGGUGAAGGCCGCCCUGGCGCUCCUGGGCGUCGGCGACGCUCUCCUGCUGAACAACGCCUGCGCAGACCUCCGCAGCCCCGUCACGGGCGUGUACCGGAUCCUGGCGCACCGCGUCCAGAGGAGGGCGUCGGCAGCGGAGGUGGGCUACUCCAGCCUGCGGCCCGACGACUUCCAGCACCGCAGGCACCUGGUCCGAGCCGGCGCGGCCGUCAAGAGGCACAGCCUGUCCACCGUGUGCACCGUCCUGUAG